UCAUGAAUGGGAAACAGUGGGCCGUGCUGGUGAGGCGAGGACCAAGAGUUUAUAGCUACGCGGGAUGGUCUCCUUCACCCCUCAUCCCCAGGGCCCUCCUGGAGAGGGGGCCCACGAACAGCCCUCUCCGGCAGCUCAGGAUGCAGUCCCAGGGCAGGUCCCGUCCCUUUGACAGGAGACUAGGGCCCCCAGCACCCUGGGCUCGUGUUCAGCCUUGGGCAGGGUCCUCACCCAGCAAGGGCCUCAGUGUCCUCGCUCACCAAAGGCCCAGGUCGCCAUCACUUGUCCCCCCAGCCUCUCUCCCAGAGACCUGUGGAGGGUGAGUCCAGGUCUGCUGGGGCCCUCUCUCCCCCAGCCCCAAACUCCACCCCCACCCCCUCCAGGGAGGCAGCCUCUCCCCCCAGGAGCACCUUGACCUUCCAGGAGCGGGAGUGAGGAGACAGGCUCAGGGCUGGCCCACCUUGCCUCUUUCUGGGGCCCCUAGCAAGUCUGUCCCAGCUCUGGGCUUCCUCGGCCUCAGGCAUAAAAUGAGGGUCUUAAAAUCAGUGGUCUUCCAUUCCUUCAGGCUCUGGUUCCUUCUUCGGUGCUAAUGCAGGCACUCAGGACAGUGGGACAGAGCGGAGCGGGAGGCAUUUAGCGAAGGAAGACCUCCCUGAGAGCUAUUUACAGCCUAGAAUGUGCCCCUGGCCCCCAGUGCCCUCAGGGCUGCCACCUGGAGCCCUGGCUUUGGGACUCUAGGGGAGGUGGCAGAGAGGGUCUGGCACUCCUAGCUAAAGCUAUGACCUCUUGAGGGCCAGCAUUGCACACCCAUGUUACCCGUUCAGACUGAUGGGCUCGCUAGUCCCAUUUUCCAGAUGAGGAAACUGAGGUUCAGAGCAGCCGAGUAACUUGCCCCAGCUACAUGGUGGAUCUGGGACUUCAGUUCCGGACUGUAGGAUGCAGGGAGCUCCUUUUAAGGGAGGAAGGGAGAAGAACCCAGAGUCGGGGUGGGGUGACGGUGGGAGGGGGCGCAGGGCUCACUCUCCCUGGCUGAGAGAGGGAGUGUCUCCGGGAAGAGGCUGGCUCUGAAGCUGUUGAUCUCUAAAUUACAGCGUUGGCGCGCACCGGUUGCUGCGGCAACCGAGUUGUCCUGAACUGGGGGAAGUGUAUAAACAUUGCCACAGAUGCACAAUUAGAUCAGGAAGAAGAAUAGGACAGAAAAUAGAACUUCCAGCCUUACAUAAUUCUGGGCCAAAACGUUACCGGGAACCCAGACCCGGGCCCAGCCCUGCCAGCCGCCAGGGCGCUGGGCAGCACCAUCUCCCUCCUGGGGCCCCCGCGGAAAGGAGGGGUGGAGGGAGGCUCCGCCCGCCACGGGCCCAGCUGGUGUGCCCGCCACCCGCCACCCGGUGGGGUGCGGGGCCGCCUCCACGGGCACAGCUGGGGAUGCUGACAGGCGACAACUGCCUCUCACCAGCUUCUCCCGCUCCCGGGAAGCGGGAAGGAAGGCAGGAGGGCGACUGGUUUCAAACAAGUACUUACUAUCUCCUCGGGUCCUGUGAGGUGGAGUUUUGAUCCUAAUUUUACAGAUGAGGAAACUGAGGCUCAGAGAGGUGAAGUGAGUUGUCCAAGGGGACAGAGCUCGACAGUGGAUGUGUCUGCCUCCCCGACUCGGGGUCCCCACACCAUGAACUCAUCAAUGUUGACAGCACCUGGGAGCUGAAGAGUUAGACACACCUGGGUUUGGACCCACUUACAAGCUGUGUGGCCUUGGGCCCUGCGUCUUCCCAGGUGACCACGCCGGCUUCAGGACAUGCACGGGCACAGCCGCAACGGGCAGGCCCACGUGCCCCGGCGGAAACGCCGCAACCGCUUUGUUAAGAAGAACGGCCAAUGCAACGUCUACUUCGCCAACCUGAGCAACAAGUCGCAGCGCUACAUGGCGGACAUCUUCACCACCUGCGUGGACACGCGCUGGCGCUACAUGCUCAUGAUCUUUUCCGCGGCCUUCCUCGUCUCCUGGCUCUUUUUUGGCCUCCUCUUCUGGUGCAUCGCCUUCUUCCAUGGUGACCUGGAGGCCAGCCCAGCGGUGGCUGCUGCCGGGGCCCCGGUGGGCAGCGGUGGGGCUGCCCCGGUGGCCCCCAAACCCUGCAUCAUGCACGUGAAUGGCUUCCUGGGUGCUUUCCUAUUCUCAGUGGAGACGCAGACAACCAUCGGUUAUGGGUUCCGGUGCGUGACGGAGGAGUGCCCGCUGGCGGUCAUCGCCGUGGUGGUCCAGUCCAUCGUGGGCUGCGUCAUUGACUCCUUCAUGAUCGGCACCAUCAUGGCCAAGAUGGCUCGGCCCAAGAAGCGGGCGCAGACGCUGCUGUUCAGCCACCAUGCGGUCAUCUCGGUGCGCGACGGCAAGCUCUGCCUGAUGUGGCGCGUGGGCAACCUGCGCAAGAGCCACAUCGUGGAGGCCCACGUGCGGGCCCAGCUCAUCAAGCCCUAUAUGACCCAGGAGGGCGAGUAUCUGCCGCUGGAUCAGCGGGACCUCAACGUGGGCUAUGACAUCGGCCUGGACCGCAUCUUCCUGGUGUCACCCAUCAUCAUCGUCCACGAGAUUGAUGAGGACAGCCCGCUCUACGGCAUGGGCAAAGAGGAGCUGGAGUCGGAGGACUUUGAGAUCGUGGUGAUUCUCGAAGGCAUGGUGGAGGCCACCGCCAUGACCACCCAGGCCCGCAGCUCCUACCUGGCCAGUGAGAUCCUGUGGGGCCACCGCUUUGAGCCCGUGGUCUUUGAGGAGAAGAGUCACUACAAGGUGGACUACUCGCGCUUCCACAAGACCUACGAGGUGGCCGGCACGCCCUGCUGUUCCGCCCGGGAGCUGCAGGAGAGCAAGAUCACCGUGCUGCCCGCCCCGCCGCCCCCGCCCAGUGCCUUCUGCUACGAGAACGAGCUGGCUCUCAUGAGCCAGGAGGAAGAGGAGAUGGAGGAGGAGGCAGCGGCCGCUGCCGCGGUGGCCGCGGGCCUGGGUCUGGAGGCGGGCUCCAAGGAGGAGGCGGGCAUCAUCCGAAUGCUGGAGUUUGGCAGCCACCUGGAUCUGGAGCGCAUGCAAGCCACCCUUCCGCUGGACAACAUCUCCUACCGCAGGGAGUCUGCCAUCUGACCUCCGGGCCCUGUGCUGACUGCUUCCCACAAGAGCCUCUGCUGGGGGUGGGACGCCAGGACACCCCUCCACACUCAGGACAGAGCUGACCCUGGUUCCCUGGACCUUCUGGAGGGAAGUGGGGGCUUCAAAGACUGGGACUUCAAAGUCCCUUCCUACUGACUCCAGAGUCCAGGCCUGGGAAGGGCCAGGAUACCCUCCACCCUGUCAGCCCGGGUCCCCAGCACCUACCCACUGGUGGCUUGGGGACCCCAGACCCACCACCCUUUCCCCACUGACCCUUCAAGGACAUGCCCCCUUUGCUCUCAGAACCUUGGGGAAGGCGGCUGGACUGCUGGGGGGUGGGCAUCAUGG
This is a messenger RNA of Equus caballus (horse), 3481 nucleotides long. It is a transcript of the gene KCNJ4, whose product is annotated as potassium inwardly rectifying channel subfamily J member 4. Gene Ontology annotation, cellular component: plasma membrane. Gene Ontology annotation, molecular function: inward rectifier potassium channel activity. NCBI's taxonomy places the organism in Eukaryota, Metazoa, Chordata, Mammalia, Perissodactyla, Equidae. The record is from RefSeq and is a predicted model, not a curated record. Gene Ontology annotation, biological process: regulation of monoatomic ion transmembrane transport; potassium ion import across plasma membrane.